AUGCCUUCAGACGAGGAGCCCCUGGGUCCGCCUAAAGAUGAGCCGCGGGACGAACAUCUGUUACUGUCUUUACCCGGCGGCGAGUACAGAGUUAGGCCGGAGCCUCUGUCCUCGCGCGUCUUUCAGCAGCUGUCGCUAGGGUGCUCGGUGAGGAUCGAGCGCCUCCGCGACGCCGCCAAGCCGUGUCCCGUGACGUCACACCGCGAGCCGAGCCCCGCCAAGCCGUGUCCCGUGACGUCACACCGCGAGCCGAGCCCCGCGAGGAGUGUGGACGCGCCCGGUCACACCGCCGCCGAGGAACAAGCCCGCACGUCGGAUGUAAAAUCAUCGAUUAAACCAGAGCCUUGUGAUGACGUCGAGGGAGAUGAGCAGCUGCUAGAUGUGUCAUUUGAAAAAUCGUCGAUUAAAUCAGAGCCUGAUGAUGCCGGGGGAGAUGAGCAGCUGCCUGAUGCGUCAUCGGCGGCUGUUGAGGUUCCGCCGGCGCAGCCUGCCGCCCGCGCGAGCCGAGCCGAGCCCGAGCCUCGCCACGCCUCGGCGCCCGCGCGGGCGAGUCCCGUGACGUCACACGAGCCCACUCCAGCGACCAGUGCGAAGUUGCCUGUUGCCCGCCAACAAGCCCACACACACCAGCCUAGCUUAAUCGGACAUGUAAUUAACACAGACACUGAUGCAGUGUACUCAUGCAGAGUCUGUCCACAAAAGUUCUCAAAUAAAACUCUCCGCGAACUACAUGAAUACACUCACAUGGAAGUAUACAUUUGCGAUAUGUGUAAUAAAAAAUUUAGGGUGAAAUCAGUUUUAAUUAGUCAUAUUUUUAAGUUACAUAUGAAGAUAAAUGCUGUGUGCAAAGUUUGCAACAAAAUUUUUGAGAAAGCGUACUUAAAGAAACAUCAAAGACUUCACACUGGUGACAAACCAUACAAAUGUAAGGCAUGUGGUAAGAAAUUUGCACUUGUUGAAUAUUUACGUUUACACAUAAGAGUUCACACUGGUGAAAACCCAUACAAGUGUGAAGAAUGUAACAAAGAAUUUAAAUAUAGAAGUGGGUAUAACAGACACAAAAAAAUUCACACUGGAGACAAAAGAUAUAGCUGUGAUGAAUGCGGCAAACGUUUUAUAAGAAACCACACUUUAACUGAACACAAAAAAGUUCACACGGGUGAGAAAUUAUAUAAGUGUGAUGAAUGUGACAUGCUAUUUGGAUAUAGAAAUUCUUUAAAAAAGCAUAAAAUAAUGCAUAUCCGAGGUAAUAUUUACAGCUGCAACUUUUGCGACGAGAAAUUUCCACAAAUAAUACUUUUAAAUAAACAUAAAAAUAAGCACGUCGGAGAAAAACCGUACUGUUGCGAAGAAUGUGACAAGAGAUUUAAAAGAAAAGAUCAAUUAGAUUUGCAUAAAAUAUCGCACAAAGGAGACAGACCAUACACCUGUGACAAGUGUGGUAAACAAUUUAAACGAAAACAUAAUUUAUUUCAACAUGAAAAAAAUCACGCGGAAAAAUCUCACAGUUGUAAUGAAUGUAACAAGAAAUUCACACACAAACAUCAGUUAAAAGCUCAUGUUAGAACUCACACUAAAGAAAAACCCUUUAUUUGUGAAGAAUGUGGCGCGCGAUUCGCUCAAAAUUAUAUUUUACAAAAACAUAAACAGAUUCAUUCUGAAAAGAUACCCGUGACUGAGUGUGAGGAAAUUAUUAACUAAAGGAAUUCAUUAUUAUUUCUUUAUUUAUUUGAACUCUUAGGCUAGGUGAUUUAUAAUAUGAAUAUAAAAGUAAAAUCUAAAAACACUUACAAAACAAUAAGAAAUACAUGUAAACACAUUGUAAAAAAACCUAACCUAAGGUGCCGCCGGCAGCGGGGCCCAAGCUGCCGGUGGUCAGGGCUGCAGAGAGAGAGGAACCGACGUACUAUACGCGCCGUGUCCAAAAUUACCGCCUUCUGCAUCUGACCCUUGAU
Cydia fagiglandana is the source of this 1955-nucleotide messenger RNA. RefSeq names its product zinc finger protein 723-like. The coding region runs from base 1 to 1701 and encodes 566 amino acids. The transcript is spliced from 6 exons. Lineage: Eukaryota; Metazoa; Arthropoda; Insecta; Lepidoptera; Tortricidae. The record is from RefSeq and is a predicted model, not a curated record.